AUAUAUAUUUUAAGAAGACGCCCUGUACUGUGUCUUUAGUCCACGGGAAAGAAGACUGCUGUGAAGCUACUGGGAUUUCUGGGAAAACGGGAAGAAAGUUCAUUUUCAAGUUCUCAGUUCAUUUACACAUGAAUGAAAUCGUCUGAAAUGGCAUCGUCUGAUUCCCAUGACACUAAACACCAUCAGAGACAGAUUCGUGCAAAAAGUGGCAAUAAAAGACUUCACUACUGCUCAAUGUGUGGGAAAAGUUUCACAAGACCAAGUUCUCUCAAAAUACACAGACGGAUUCACACAGGAGAAAAACCGUUUCAUUGUACAGAGUGCGGGAUGAGGUUUUCGGAUCAGAAAGCUCUCAAACUCCAUAAGCGCAUUCACACGGGCGAGAAACCGUAUUGCUGCUCAGAGUGUGGGAAGAGUUUUACACAACGGAGUGCUUUUAAAUCCCACCAGCGCAUUCACACAGGAGAGAAGCCCUAUCGGUGCACAGAGUGCGGGAAGAGCUUUUCACAGCUGAAUACUCUCAAAGUCCAUCAGCGCAUUCACACAGGAGAGAAGCCAUAUUGGUGCUCAGAGUGUGGGAAGAGUUUUUCAGAGCAGAAAACUCUCAUAGUGCACCAGCACAUUCACACAGGAGAGAAGCCAUUUCACUGCACGGAGUGCGGGAAAAGUUUUACAGAGCAGAGAAGUCUGAAAGCCCACCUGCGCAUUCACACGGGAGAGAAGCCGUAUCAGUGCACAGAGUGUGGGCAGAGCUUUACAUUACGUAGUGUUUUUAGAAUCCACCAGCGGAUUCACACAGGAGAGAAACCGUAUCGGUGCUCUGAGUGUGGGAAGAGUUUUACACAUCACAAUGCUUAUAAAACGCACCAGCGCAUUCACACGGGAGAGAAGCCGUAUCAGUGCACUGAGUGUGGGAAGAGUUUUACACAGCAAGGUGCUUUUAAAUCGCACCAGCGUGUUCACACAGGAGAGAAACCGUAUCGGUGCUCUGAGUGUGGGAAGAGUUUCUCCGAGCAGAAAAGUCUGAAAGUCCACCGGCGCAUUCACACCGGAGAGAAGCCAUAUCAGUGCACAGAGUGCGGGAUGAGUUUUAUGUAUAAAAGUGUUUUUAAAACCCACCAGCGCAUUCACACUGGAGAGAAGCAGUAUCACUGCUCACUGUGCGGAAACAGUUUUUCUGAUAUGACAGCUCUCAACGUCCACCAACGUAUUCACAUGGGAGAUAAACUGCAUUGCUGCUCAUACUGUGGGAAAGGUUUCAUAAACGUAUCGAAUUACAAAAAACACGUGCAAAUUCACACAGGAGAAAAGCCGUAUCGCUGCUCACUGUGUGAGAAGGCUUAUACUCGAAAUAGUCAUCUUAAAAGACAUCAGCUCACUCACACAAGAGAGAAGAAGUACCAGUGAUCAUACUGUUGAGAAACAACAAACAUUCACACUGAUGGGAAACCAUACUGAAAUAAUAUGAAAAAUAUUAUACACCUGAGCACUUUUAUACAAAACAAGAAAGAACUGAAUUAGCAAGUCUAAUUUGAUUAGCUCUAGUGAUUAGUGCUUGUGUAUAACUGAUAUUUUCUGAAUAUAUAGAGGCCUCGGUCUGAGGCCUUGGUCUGACUGUGUGAUAUCUUUUUAUACUUUACCUAUGACCUUGGCUAUGACCAUAAUGUCCAUUGUUUUGGCCUAGACAUUCUUUCUGCUCUGAUCUGAUAAAUGUGUGCCAAGUCCAGACACUCUGUAACAAACUCGUUAAACCAUCAGUAACUGCUAUCCAUCAAGUUCUGAUGUAAUCAUUUCAUGUUUUAGACCAGGAUUCACCUUAUGCUUGUACUCCGCAAAAAUGUAGUACUGUUACUACUGUUCUAAAAAAGUGUGAUUUAAUUAGUUGCCACUAUCCACUGUAACCCAGAAAAGGAGAUAUUUUCUUUUGCCCGUGGUUUGUUCUUGUUGGCAAGUCACCAUAUGAGAGAAUAAAGAAAGAAACCUUCUGGCUUUAACUUUUUUCCCCCCACUGUCCUUGGGAUAUUUUUUUUUUAUUAUUCAGUAUUGCAAUGGGUCUGGAGUGAUCUUAAUGAUCAUGUCAGGUGAAGACAAAAAUAUACUUCCCAUGUAUAUUGAGAAUCAUCCUAUGUACAUAUGAUUCAAAUAAACAUUACAUAGCAUGAUGGAGCUCUAGUGUGACGUGUGUAAUGUUGGAUAAGUUUCACAUUGUCAUCUAUUGUUUCAAAAAACCAUAUGCUCUUUGGAAAUGCCUUAAGUUUUAACCCCUGUUAAAAUGAAUAAAUAAACCAAGUUAAAUGCCAAUUAACAACUUACAAACUGUAAGUGAAAAAUAACCUUUUAAUGGAAAAGAAAGAAAGAUAAAUUUUUACAUAGAUAUAUAACCUAGUGCGCACACUUUUUAAUAGUUGGUGACGUGACAUGUUCUGAAAUGAACCACACAUUCAAUCUAAUGUUCAGAAGCAACCAUACAGUAUAAAAGAAGUGCAUUUUCACAUGUGCAUUGAUCCUUAAAGAUUAAAUUGGCCUGGUCAUGCUUUGAAGAUUUUUUUUAAUCUCUGGUGAAUUUAAAGGUCAGGCUUUCAUGAGUAUUUAAAUAAUGAUUUCAGAUAUGUUUAUGGAUUUAACCUUAGUAAUGUUUUCUUCUAAUUAUUAAACUCAAUCUUAUAUUUUUUCCAUUGACUUCAAAGUAAAAUCCUCCAUCUCGUAAAAUCCAAUUAAUUUUCAAUUAAUCGCAGAUUAUUCUUGAUAGCAGCAAUAAUUUAGGUGAACGAUCCAAAAAGACACAUACGAAAUCUUAAAAGGAAAACAAGCAGUAGGGGAGAGCACUCUGUUUUCUCUUAUUUUAGUACUAAAACUAUUAAUCUCAAGUUUCCUAGUACUCAAGGGGUUCAAAGCUUUAUUUAUUUU
Molecule: messenger RNA, 2907 nt
Organism: Hemibagrus wyckioides
Lineage: Eukaryota; Metazoa; Chordata; Actinopteri; Siluriformes; Bagridae
Product: zinc finger protein 501-like
Exons: 2
Coding region: 133-1407 (424 amino acids)
Source: RefSeq, a predicted model, not a curated record